Molecule: messenger RNA, 1086 nt
Organism: Carassius auratus (goldfish)
Lineage: Eukaryota; Metazoa; Chordata; Actinopteri; Cypriniformes; Cyprinidae
Product: OCIA domain-containing protein 1-like
Exons: 7
Coding region: 163-1086 (307 amino acids)
Cellular component (GO): endosome
Source: RefSeq, a predicted model, not a curated record
ACUCCUGCACUUCCGGGUUAAUGUUGUUUGCUGAUAAGAGUCGACUAGAGGUCAUGUAAUAAAGUGUGUCUCUUGCCUUAUUGACUCGUAAUCCGCGUAAUCCCAUGGCUACUGCAAAAACACUAUUGUUUGUAUAAUCGUGCUGUGCUUCUUGGAUCAGUCAUGUCGCAGUCUUCGUCUGGAUUCACUCCGGCUGCUCAAGAAUCACAUGGGUCGAGUAAGGGCGCUUUUAAUGCCUCUUAUAUUCCCAAUGAAGAAGAGAGGCGUGUCUUCAGAGAGUGCAAUUCAGAAAGCCUCUGGUACAGAUCCUUGCCAUUUUCUGCCAUUGCAGUUGCAGCGACUCAGGUAAUGGUAUCAAGAGGUACGUUCACAUCCUCUUUUUCAGGUUGUCACAGAAAUUCUAGAUUUACCUGGGUAUUAAAAAAAAUGGGAAAAGUCAUUAAAAACUAUAAAAUCUCAAGUAAUGAAACUUUUUAUUGUAGACUGAGAAUACCUUACUCCAAUCGCCCAGAUUUGGCUCUCUUUCCUAAGUUGGCAUUACCUUUGAAUAUUUGUGAUUUUUAUGCAGUUGCCGGCAUGUUUGGAUACAUUACUGGGAAAAUGUCUUACAUGAGGGUCUGUGAAGAAAAGUUUAGGAAACUGGAGAACUCCCCGCUGGGAGAGGCACUACGACAGAGACGUCUGCAUCACAUGCCUUCAGAGCUAAACCAGUCAGACUUUGAAGGUCCAAACCCAUCAGAAUCUCAACAGUCUGUUUCGGAGUCAGAAGUCAGUUCUUUGCCUGAGAGCGACAGCAGUUACACCAGUGACUACACCUACAGCAGACCCUCCCAAUCAUACGACCCCACUCCUUUCAGUUCUGGAUUCAGUGAUUCUGGUCCUGUUAACAUCAGGGAUGAUAUUUCUCCUCAAGCUCCACUCUAUCCAGAUGAGGAUGUGCCCAAAAAGAAGCCAGUGUUGUAUGAGGAACUGCGUAGCAAGAAUAGAGAGAACUAUGAGGUCACUCUCACACAGAAAGCUGAAACCCAGAUGAAACCACAAACAGUGGCACCAGUACCUAGGAAGGAGGUGAGCUUCACUGACUGA